GAAGCAGGACAGCCACACAGCUCAUGCGUCAGUGUGCAUAGAGGUUCUAAACAGGUGAUGGAUUUUGCUGGGAAGCAGAAGCCGGAAUCCCAGUUGUGAGACAGCUUCGGAAAGGAAGAGAUGGCAGCCAAGCAGCCCCGAAGAGGGUCGGCCCGAGGCGGCGGCCCUCAGAGCCGAGGAGAGGACAUGGAGGCCAUGAUGGAUGCCUGGCACCGGCUGGGCACCCUCACUGAUCUGCAGGGCGAGUCUAGUGGCCGGCAGCAGCGAGGCCGCUCUCGCACCCGCUGGCCUCGCUGGGCCCCAGAGGGAGCCCCCCCGCAGUUCGGCAGCUCCAGCUCCAGCCCCAACCCCACCCCCAACCCUGGAUCGGGGGCCGGGUCUGCUCCAGAGGAGGGAUCCUUCCAGGAGGAAGGCGCCUGUGCCGGGGCCGUCGGGGAGACUGAGGCUGCUGAGGCAGCGGCUGCUGCCUCGAGUCCGUGCCCAGACGCGUGGGGAGGUCAGCAGCCCAGGGAGAGCGAGGAGAGCGAGGGCAGCGAGGCAAGCGAGGGCAGCCAGAGGCGCAGGGAGCGCAAAGCGGCCGCCGCCCCCGCCCAGCCUCUCUUCCCCGAGGCGCCCCGAACCAUGAGCGGCAAUCCAAACUUGGCGCUCGGGGCCCGCCCCCGGCAGCCCAUGGGCGGGCGCGGCCGGGGCCGCCCGCGCGGGCGGGGCCAGAGCCGAGGGGAGCUGCGAGAGGCUGCCGAGGAGGCGGGGGCGAGCGGCGGUGCCUCCGGGCGCUGGCGGGCCGCUAGCCCCUCCCCGCCUCCCGCGGCCGGCCCGCCUCGCUACUCGCUGCGCUCGAGGGCCCGCGGAGCCGAGGCCGCUGGCGGCCUGGACGAGGGCCCUUCCACCUCGGCCUUCGGGGUGGCCGGAGCCAGUGCUUUUCAGGAUCAAGAUGCGGCUGUGGGAAAAAAGUCGCCCAGAAAGAAGAGAGGAGCUCGCAGAAGGACAGUGCAUGUUCCUCUCGAGGUGGAGAAAUCUAACAGUGAUGAAGAAAGGGAUGAAGUGCGCAGACCCAGCCGCAGGGAGGAGGAAGAGGAAGAAGAGGAAGAGGUGCCUGGGGUAGGUUUGGGAAGCCUGCCCCACAGAUCUCAUUCCAGGCUGGAAAAGAAGGCUUGUGAGGUGGUCCAUUACCUGCUAGUGAAGGAUCAGACAAAGUUGCCCAUUCACCGAACUGAUAUUGUGAAUACUGUUAUUAAAGAAUACAAGGACAUGACCACAGAGAUCAUCAAUCGAGCUGGUCAGAUGUUGGAGCAGGUGUUUGGGUUAGAGCUGAAGGAGAUCGAUGAUAAGGCUCCUGCUUAUGUGCUCCUGAACAAGCUGGAGCCCCUGGAAGAUGAUGCUCCGAGACCAAAACAUGAUACAGCAAAGAUGGGACUUCUGAUGGUGAUCCUGAGCCUGAUUUUCAUGAAGGGGAACUCUGCCAAGGAGGGUAUGGUUUGGGACAUGCUCAGGAAGAUGCGUCUUAACCCAGACAAAAAACAUCCGCUCUUUGGGGAUGUGAAGAAGCUGGUCACUGACGAGUUUGUCCACCAGAGGUAUUUGGAGUACAACCGGAUUCCCUACACUGAUCCUGAGGAGUAUGAGUUCCUCUGGGGACCCCGAGCUUUCCUGGAGACCAGCAAGAUGCAGGUCCUUCGCUUCGUGGCUAAGGUAAUCCAAAAGAGGGACCCUCGUAGCUGGGCGGUCCAGUACAACGAAGCCCUUCGGGAGGAGGCCGCGGCCGCUGCCUCAACCUCCGCUUCGGCUUCGGCCUCCGCUUCGGCUUCUGCUUCCGCUUCCGCUUCCGCUUCCGCUUCGGCUGAUGCCGACGCUGACGCUGAUGGCGAGGCCGAAGCCUGUGCCUCUGCGUCUGCUUCUGCUUCUGGAAGUUUCCUGGACUAGGAGAGUGCACACUCCGAGUGCCCCACAAAAGUGGUGAUUCCAAAGCACAAGAAGCAGUGUUUUACAUAAGUUUUGUGCACAGUAGUUGUAAGUUAGGACCCGUCCCCUCUGUAGUCUAAGUUCAAUAAAAGUUGCAAGUUCA
Antechinus flavipes (yellow-footed antechinus) is the source of this 2062-nucleotide messenger RNA. RefSeq names its product melanoma-associated antigen B10-like. Gene Ontology annotation, cellular component: nucleus. The record is from RefSeq and is a predicted model, not a curated record. The transcript has 13 exons. Lineage: Eukaryota; Metazoa; Chordata; Mammalia; Dasyuromorphia; Dasyuridae. The coding region runs from base 121 to 1920 and encodes 599 amino acids.